CAAUUCUUCACGGAGAAGAUGAACGUGCCUUUGCAAGAGAAUGUUGCGCUGCUAUCAUCAGACGAGGGCGGCGGCAGCUCAGACACCCGCUCCGACAGCAGCGAGGACGAGGUCACGGAACACGUGCCGCGGUCCACGCCCCCACCAAUCAUGGCUGCCGCUAGAGCACAGGUGCCAACCAUCAGCGUAACGCCGCACAGUCCAGGCGUGCUGGAUGACAGCUUACAGCAACUCCGGAGGCUACAUGCGGCCGUACAGCGUAUGAGAGCGGCGCCAUUGCCUUUACUGGCAACUGGCAGCAGUAGACUCAGCACAUCAUGCCCGUCGCUGUGCAAAGAUGGCGCCCCGGAAGCAGAGUGUUCUUCACCCACACACCUGGACUUCUAUCCGCAGAGCAGGAAAGGCAGUGUGUGUCUAUCAGGCGAGUCGCGGCAAUGGGGCCUGUGGGAGCGUCGCGACGAAGGUCGCAGGAGUUCCUGGGCGGCGCUCGAGCCCACCGCGCACAGGCAGCGGAACACACUGAAUGGGCACAGCGCGUCGCUUUCCUCCAUGGAAUCGGAGGGGGAAGUCCCGAGGCCCGUGCGACACUCCACACACUCGCUCAACGACAAUGAUCUCGCGAAGGACUUCGAGAAGGUGACAGCCGCGCUUAGGGCGGGCGGAGUGGCCGCGGCGCCGCCGCAUCCCGCGGCGGAGGGCGGGCGGCUGGCGGCACGCCUGCCGCUGCAGAAGUCUGUCUCCACGCCCAGCAUCGUGGCCGCCGUGCAGCCGCCGCAGCCGCAGCCGCCCAUCGCCAUCUUGUCCGGCGCGGGUGCGAGCGAGACGGAGAGUGACGAGGACGCGUCGGCGGCGACAGUAGGCGCCACGCCCCAACUGCCCGGACGACGGAAUAACGCCCACCAAGAACAUUUGGGCUUACACCGCCUGGCGUUCUUAGAACAAGCGGCCUACGACCAUCAUGCCGAGAAGCGACGGAAACGUGGAAGUCUUUUCUUCAGGAAGAAAAAGGACAAAUCCCGUAAAGCGUCUCACGCUUGGCUCGCGGCCGGUAGCGGAGGAGACUGCGACUGGUGUGGACGCGCCCUUACUGACAAACCCUCGCUUUACUGCGAAAAUUGUACCAUGACAGUGCAUCAAAACGUAUGCAAAGACUACAUUGUAGAAUGCAAUAAACCAAAAACAUCAAAGACGUCUGUCGGAAAAUCGUUAAGCGCGAACAGUGGCAAAAGCAGUAAACGGAGCUCUGUUUCUGGCCAGUCUCAAAACUCUAAUAGCACAAGCCACACGUAUAACGACGACAAAGACGGGUCAGACCACAAACACGAUCAGAGCAAUGCAUCAGACGACGCCGGCGUGACGGAGUGGCCUGAGGUGUACCUAACACCAGAUCAGCUAGGCGACGAAGCAACGGCGCUGGGACUGGGCGCUUCCGAGCCUGACACCUGGGCGGCCGGUGCACCUAAGGGGCUGGCCAAAUCAUUAGGAGAAAGAGAAACGAAACGUCAAGAACACAUUUAUGAAUUAAUACUGACUGAAAAACACCACUGUCUCACUAUUAGGCUUAUGCAAAAAAUGUUCGUAGAAGGAAUGCUCCGAUUCAGCGGCGUAUCAGGUUCGCAAGUCGCGCGAAUGUUCCCCCGGGUUGACGAGCUAUGGGCUUUACACGCGGCGUUGCUUACGAGGCUACGAGCGAGGCAGAGGGCAGCACCGGCGGUGUCUUCUGUGGCUGAUAUAUUAGCUGAGACCUUCGCACCGCCGGCGCAUCAGAAACUAAAGGCUGCUUAUGGCGAAUUCUGCUCGCGGCACCACGACGCGGUGGAGGUGUUUAAGGAAUGCUGCACUCGCGAGCCGCGCCUCGCUCGCUUCAUACGCAAGUGCCAACAGAACCCCAUGCUUCGGAAGAAGGGCGUGCCAGAAUGCGUGCUAUUCGUAGCGCAGCGGCUGACGAAAUACCCGCUACUGCUCGAACCGCUGCUCAAGACCGCUGGCGACGACGUCCACGAGAGAGAGCUAUUGCAAAAAGCGCUUUGUGGAGUCAAGGAAAUCCUAGUCGACGUGGACAACCAAGUGGCAGCAAAAGAGCGCGAGGACCGCAAACUAGAGAUAUACCACCGGAUCGACGCUAAAUCCUUCGCCAACUUCAGGGGACGCAAGUUCAAGAAGAGCGACAUACUGCAGGGGAAUAGGAGUCUCAAGUUCGAAGGAGUAGCGACGUUAAUGCAAGGCCGUAGCAAGAUGCAGACGCUACUCGUCAUAGUGUUAACUGAUGUGCUUUUCUUCCUACACGACAACAACAACAAAUAUACGUUCUUCACGCCUGACAAUAAGACCGGUGUGGUAUCGCUGGUAAAACUACUAGUGCGGGAGAAAGCUGGUGCCGAAGGCCGAGGACUCUACCUCAUCUGCAGCGGGCCGGCCGAACCAGAGAUGUUUGAACUGCGCGUGCACCGGCCCAAGGACAUUAGCGCUUGGAUCACGCACAUAAGAGCCGCCGUACAGAACUGUCCGGAAGAAGAGAAGGAACCGGAUGCGCAUUCGCUCGCGCCAUCUGCCGACGAGCGACAGAGACAACUGGAAGCGAGGCAGGAGAAUAUUAUGCUCAUCACAGAAGCGUUAAGAGCUAAGGACAGAGAACACGCGACACUGCUAGAAGAGAAAAUGGCGUUACACAUGAAAAUGGUCGCGCACACAGGAAACUACGCUCUCGACGUGCCAAAUACAGGAGUAACCACAGUGUUCCCGGGUGGUUUGGUGUUCCCGGAAUACGUGCGUCUAGCCGCGCCCUCGCCUGACACGCAUGCGCUGUGGCAACAAGUCUGCCAGGUCGUCAAGGUAUGAUUCUUUUUAUUUCUUUUAUAAUGGAAGAAACCUUUUUUUAGGCACUAGUCGCAACAGGUCAGAUGGGCUACUCCGUA
Molecule: messenger RNA, 2915 nt
Organism: Ostrinia furnacalis (Asian corn borer)
Lineage: Eukaryota; Metazoa; Arthropoda; Insecta; Lepidoptera; Crambidae
Gene: cyst
Product: rho guanine nucleotide exchange factor 18 cysts
Exons: 24
Coding region: 19-2838 (939 amino acids)
Biological process (GO): regulation of Rho protein signal transduction
Molecular function (GO): guanyl-nucleotide exchange factor activity
Source: RefSeq, a predicted model, not a curated record